Cebus imitator (Panamanian white-faced capuchin) is the source of this 1130-nucleotide messenger RNA. Its product is annotated as olfactory receptor 13A1. NCBI's taxonomy places the organism in Eukaryota, Metazoa, Chordata, Mammalia, Primates, Cebidae. Bases 74 to 1003 code for a protein of 309 amino acids. The record is from RefSeq and is a predicted model, not a curated record. The transcript has a single exon. Gene Ontology annotation, cellular component: membrane. Gene Ontology annotation, molecular function: G protein-coupled receptor activity; olfactory receptor activity. Gene Ontology annotation, biological process: G protein-coupled receptor signaling pathway.
GGAGGUAUGGAAGAAACACGGGAACAGCCUUUCUCAGGACAUCUUUUGUUUCUCCCACUAGCUCUGAAAUCACAUGAAGCUGUGGAUGGAGAUUCACCUGAUAGUUGCAGAAACCCCUCCCAGCCCAGGGACCAUGAGUAACCAGACACUGGUAACCGAGUUCUCCCUGCAUGGCUUUUCAGAGCAUCCAGAAUACCGCGUGCUCUUUUUCAGCUGUUUCCUCUUCCUCUACUCUGGGACUCUCACAGGUAAUGUUCUCAUCAUCUUAGCCAUCACCUUCAACCCUGGGCUCCACACCCCUAUGUACUUUUUCCUGUUCAAUUUGGCUACUAUGGACAUGAUCUGCACCUCUUCUAUCAUGCCCAAGGCGCUGGCGGGUCUGGUGCUGGAGGAGGGCGCCAUCUCUUAUGUGGGCUGCAUGACGCAGCUCUAUUUCCUCACGUGGGCUGCAUUCUCAGAGCUGCUCCUCCUCACGAUCAUGGACUAUGACCAGUACGCAGCCAUCUGCCAGCCACUGCAUUACAGCAGCAUGAUGAGCGAGGCAUUCUGCAGUGGGCUGGCUGCAGCUGUGUGGCUGCUCUGCUCUGUCAACACGGCCAUCCACACUGGGCUGAUGCUGCGCUUGGAUUUCUGUGGUCCCAAUGUCAUUACCCAUUUCUUCUGCGAGGUCCCUGCACUGCUGCUUCUCUCCUGCAGCUCUACCUAUGUGAACAGUGUCAUGAUUGUCCUGGCGGACGCUUUCUAUGUCAUAGUGAACUUCCUGACGACCAUCGCGUCCUAUGGCCUCAUCAUCUCCAGCAUCCUCAAGGUGCGGACUGUAGGGGGAAGGCAGAAAGCCUUCUCCACCUGCUCUUCCCACCUCACCGUGGUGUGCAUGUAUUACACCGCUGUCUUCUAUGCCUACGUAAGCCCAGUCUCCGGCUACAGCGCCGGGAAGAGCAAGUUGGCCAGCCUGCUGUACACCGUGCUGAGUCCUACCCUCAACCCCUCAUCUAUACCUUGAGCAACAAGGAGGUCAAAGCAGCCCUCAGGAAGCUUUUCCCAUUCUUCAGUAAUUAAAUUCUAUCUUCUGAAGUUCAUAUUCUUGGAGAUUGCGGUUUAGUGAAGUCUGAUGAACAAGUUUCUGGACU